GGGGUGCUUCCCGGCGCGGAGAGGCGAGGAGGCCGCUAGGGAAGGCGCGGGUGGAGCCGGGACUGGCCGGAGAGGCGGUUUGGGAGGACGGUUCGGCGGGGCGUCUCUCCUCCUUCUGGGGGCUCGGAGUGGCAAUCCGGGGAGAGCUCAUCGCCGGCUGCUCCCCUCCUUCCACCCCGCGGAUUAAAAUUGUACAUGCAGUUGUUGACAUGAAUGCAUAAAUACUGCUAUGCACUCCUCAAGGCAACAUCAUCUUAAAUGUCUCCUAAAUGUGUAAUGCUGGUGGAACGCUUUUGCAGAUUGAAGUUGGCAGAAUAUUGAAAGGACUUGCAACAUGUUAUGUUGGGGAAAUGCAUCUUUUGGACAACUUGGAUUGGGCGGUAUUGAUGAAGAGAUUGUCCUGGAACCCAGAAGAUGCAGUUUCUUUGUAAACAAAAAAGUUCAAGAUGUCGGCUGUGGACUGAGGCAUACCGUGUUUGUAUUGGAUGAUGGGACUGUGUAUACCUGUGGAUGUAAUGAUUUAGGACAGUUAGGCCAUGAAAAAUCUAGAAAACGACCAGAGCAAGUUGGUGCCUUGGAUGCUCAAAACAUUGUCACUGUUUCUUGUGGAGAAGCCCACACGUUAGCAUUAAAUGACAAGGGUCAAGUCUAUGCCUGGGGUUUCGCUGUGGAUGGGCAGCUGGGCUUAUCUGGCACUGAGGAAUAUACCAGAGUCCCCAGGAACAUUAAAAGCUUAUCAGACAUUCAAAUUGUACAAGUGGCCUGUGGCUACUUCCAUUCCCUUGCACUUUCUAAAGGAAGUGAAGUUUUUUCCUGGGGUCAGAAUAAGUAUGGACAAUUAGGAUUAGGUUAUGAAUAUAAAAAACAAGCAUCUCCACAAAUAAUCAAAUCUUUAUUAGGGAUCCCUUUUGCCCAAAUAGCAGCAGGCGGUGCCCAUAGCUUUGUACUUACUCUUUCUGGAGCAGUCUUUGGAUGGGGCCGAAACAAAUUUGGACAACUUGGUCUUAAUGAUGAAAAUGAUAGAUACGUCCCCAAUCUCCUGAAGUCACUAAGAUCCCAAAAAAUUGUUUAUAUCUCCUGUGGAGAAGAUCAUACUGCAGCUCUUACAAAGGAAGGUGGAGUGUUUACUUUUGGAGCUGGAGGCUAUGGGCAAUUAGGUCAUAACUCUGCUGCGCAUGAGAUAAACCCCAGAAAAGUUUUUGAACUUAUGGGGAACAUUGUCACACAAAUUGCCUGUGGAAGGCAGCACACAUCUGCAUUUGUUCCCUCGACUGGAAGAAUUUACUCUUUCGGUCUUGGAGGGAAUGGACAGUUAGGCAUGGGAACAACCAGUAAUAGGAAAAGUCCCUUUCCAGUUAAAGGAAAUUGGCUUCCAUAUAAUGGCCAAAUUCCACUGAAUUCAGAUGGUGAAGAUUAUUAUUGUGUAAAGAGGAUUUUUUCUGGUGGAGACCAAAGCUUUUCACAUUAUGUUACUCCACAGGAUUUGAUACCAGCAGAUGACUUCAGAUAUCCGAAUGCUUCAAAACAAAUCUGGACUGUGAACGAAGCUUUCAUUCAGAGAUUAAUCAACUAUUCGUCUUCAGGUGCAGGGAGACUCCCUGUGGAGAUAGCAAAUGAAAUAGAUGGAAUGUUUUCUUCUGCUGGCUGCCUAAAUGGAAGCUUUUUAGCUGUCAGCAACGAUGAUCACUACAAAACGAGUGCCAGAUUCUCAGGGGUGGAUAUGAAUGCUGCUAGGCUUUUAUUUCACAAACUUGUACAGCCAGAACACCCACACAUAUCUCAGCAGGUGGCAGCCAGCUUGGAGAAGAAUCUUAUUCCUAAGCUGACCAGCUCCUUGCCUGAUGUGGAAGCAUUAAGACUAUUUCUAACCCUGCCAGAAUGCCCCUUGAUGAACGAAUCAAACAAUUACAUGACUUUGGCUAUUCCAUUUGCAACGGCUAUCGUGAAUCUAGAAAAGGCUCCAUUGAAAGUACUUGAAAACUGGUGGUCUGUAUUGGAACCUCCAUUGUUCCUCAGAAUAGUGGAACUUUACAAAGAUGUUGUAGUCCAUCUUCUGAAGCUGUACAAGUUGGGUAUCCCUGCUUCAGAGCAAAGAAUCUUUGCAAGCUGCCUACAUGCUUCACUCAAAGUUUUGGAAAUAUUACAUAGGGUGAAUGAAAGAGGUGGGCAGAUAAUACAGUAUGAUAAAUUCUACAUACAUGAAAUACAGGAUUUGAUUGAUAUAAGAAAUGACUACUUCAGCUGGAUCCAGCAGCAGGCAUAUGGAAUGGAUAUCAGCCAUGGAUUAAAUGAGGUGUCAGAUGGACCAGUUACAAUUUGCACCUAUCCCUUCGUAUUUGACGCCCAGGCAAAGACAACACUCUUGCAAACAGAUGCAGUCCUGCAGAUGCAGAUGGCUGUUGACCAGGCUCACAGACAGAAUUUCUCAUCUAUUUUUCUCCCAGUAUUUGAAUCUGUCAAUCCAUGUCUGAUCUUAAUUGUGCGCAGAGAAAAUAUCGUGGGGGAUGCCAUGGAAGUUCUAAGGAAAACACAAAAUCUAGAUUACAAGAAACCUCUCAAGGUUAUUUUUGUAGGUGAGGAAGCUGUUGAUGCAGGUGGAGUCCGCAAAGAAUUUUUCCUACUUAUUAUGAGAGAACUGUUAGAUCCCAAGUAUGGAAUGUUUAGAUACGAUGAAAAUUCGAGACUGAUCUGGUUCUCAGACAAGACCUUUGAAGACAGUGACUUGUUUCACCUGAUUGGUGUUGUUUGCGGACUAGCAAUAUAUAAUUUUACUAUUGUAGAACUUCACUUUCCAUUGGCUUUAUAUAAGAAGCUUCUGAAUAAGAAACCUUCCCUGGAAGACCUCAAAGAGUUAAUGCCUGAUGUUGGCAGGAGUAUGCAACAAUUGCUAGAUUAUCCAGAAGAUGAUGUGGAAGAUACUUUCUGCCUCAACUUUACAAUUACGGUUGAAAACUUUGGUGCCACCGAAGUUAAAGAGCUAAUUCCCAAUGGCGCCGAUAUCCCUGUUGUCAAACAGAAUAGGCAAGAGUUUGUGGAUGCCUACGUGGACUACAUCUUCAAUAAAUCUGUGGCUUCUCUCUAUGAUGCAUUCCACGAAGGCUUUCACAAAGUGUGUGGCGGUAAAGUUCUUCAGCUGUUUGAGCCCAAUGAACUGCAAGCAAUGGUGAUUGGGAACACAAACUAUGAUUGGAAAGAACUAGAGAAGAAUACUCAGUACAAAGGAGAAUAUUGGGCAGAACAUCCAACAAUUAAAUUGUUCUGGGAAGUUUUUCAUGAGUUACCACUGGAAAAGAAGAAACAGUUUUUGUUGUUUUUGACAGGGAGUGAUCGUAUUCCUAUACUUGGAAUGAAGAGCCUUAGUCUUAUUAUCCAACCAACUGGAGGUGGAGAUGGAUAUCUUCCAGUAUCUCAUACAUGUUUUAAUCUCCUUGAUCUUCCAAAAUAUACCAAUAAGGAAAUACUCAGAUCGAAGUUGAUCCAAGCAAUCGAUCACUGUGAAGGCUUCAAUUUAGUAUAAUGUAAAAACUCGGCACCAUCCAGUCAUUUAAUUGAGAACAUUAAGCCAAUGCUUAGAUCCGCUUUGCAGUGUAAAUGAGAGAUACCCAAGUGGUGAUGAUUAUAAGCUUGUUCAUAAACUAUAUUCAGUGGUCUGAUUCUUUCAACAGGAGCCAAAAAUCCUUCUAUUAAUGAUUGUCUUGAUGCGAACUGUGGAAUUGCAUUUUGCCAUCUUAACAAUAAAAAUGCAGUGUUGGAAUAAACACUAUGAAGUUUCAUAACUAAAUUUUAGUAUUUCACAUAUUGCAAAAAUGUUGCUGUGUGUGUGAAAGAUGUGCUUUUCUUUUCAAAUCACUGGAAGUCAAAUGAUUUUAAUUUUGUUAAAAGACUUUAAAAAAAUAAAAUAAAAUAAGCUCUAGCCAUAGAGUAUUUAUUGCUUUAUGGAACUGAGGCUGCUUCGUUAAAGUUAAACAGAAAGAGAAAGCAAGUACAAUAACUUUAUCCACAUUUGGAGAUGGGUUUGGUGAAAAGACAGUGAUUUACCAUACCAAGGAAAAUUUAUAUAGCAACCAUUUCAUCUUGAAACUUUUUUUUCAAUGAAAGCAAUCAAGAGGAUGUCAGUGCCAUUUUUUUUGACAAUUCCUUCACACGUCCAUGGAGUUGUGAUUUGUUAAUUAAAACUAUGAAAGAAAAAUACCUUUCUUAAAAUUUGAGAUUUGAUUCAUGGUAAUCCAAAUAAAACUGGGAUGUUUGGCAUAAGUCCAGAAUUAUCAGCAAAUUCUACUUUUUUCUCUUGGGCAGAACUAAGAUUUUGUCUUUCUUACUGGAAAGACGGUAAUUAUUGGAGUAGCUUUAAAAUUUUGGUUAAAUUAUUUACUUUUGUUCAGAGUUUUUUAAGGACUUGGGUCGUCAUUGGAGGUGAUGACUGAACAGAGCAGGUGGAGUUAUUGGGGGGAGGGGUCAAGUUUAAUUAAAUUCCUGAAUAUUUACAUGUUAAUAGUACGUGACUUUCAGCUGUGAAACAAAUAUUUAUUUUUUUUAGAUUUAUAAAUUGCGGUGAAACAAUUCAAGCAUAAAAUAAAAAUAUUUGAAUGAAAAUG
Molecule: messenger RNA, 4595 nt
Organism: Crotalus tigris (Tiger rattlesnake)
Lineage: Eukaryota; Metazoa; Chordata; Lepidosauria; Squamata; Viperidae
Gene: HERC4
Product: HECT and RLD domain containing E3 ubiquitin protein ligase 4
Exons: 26
Coding region: 335-3517 (1060 amino acids)
Molecular function (GO): ubiquitin-protein transferase activity
Source: RefSeq, a predicted model, not a curated record